Esox lucius (northern pike) is the source of this 3895-nucleotide messenger RNA. RefSeq names its product potassium voltage-gated channel, subfamily G, member 2 (gene kcng2). Gene Ontology annotation, biological process: potassium ion transmembrane transport; protein homooligomerization. The transcript has 4 exons. Lineage: Eukaryota; Metazoa; Chordata; Actinopteri; Esociformes; Esocidae. The coding region runs from base 1293 to 2894 and encodes 533 amino acids. Gene Ontology annotation, cellular component: voltage-gated potassium channel complex; membrane. Gene Ontology annotation, molecular function: voltage-gated potassium channel activity. The record is from RefSeq and is a predicted model, not a curated record.
UUUUCUAUUCCACAAAGACACAUGUUUAGGUAUCCCACUCCCCUUUAGACAUCAACAAUCAAACAUUAUUGACAGCAACCCUGGAGCAAUGAAGGUAAGUGCUUUGCUCAAGGGCAGAGUGACAAAUCACUUUGACGGCUCAGGGAUUCACUCAAACCACUAGAAUACCUUGCCCGCUGCCCAAAAUUAUGCCUGGCUGCUACCUGCUCUAUAACUGAGGCAUCAACCAUAUAACCUAGGGGCAAAUGUUCCUGAAGUUAUGUACCUGGAUUUGCUUAUAUGAUUAUACAUUUAAUUAGGAUUAAUAGAAUGAGUCCUCAUUAAUGUCAUCACCUGUUAGUCAGUGACCAGCUGCAUUGUCAACAUUCAAUUACAAUCGCUCUGAAAACAUUCAGUUCAUAAGCCUAAAUAAUACCUAUCAAAAGACGACCCUACACAAAAUAAUAGCCUAUGUAUUAAUGCAGUAGAAAUCAUGAAUUGUAGCUGUGCUUAUCGAUCAAUCUUCCAUAACUCAGAGAGCUCUCUUGAGUUAUCUAUUUGUGCGCAGCUGGUUAUUUGACGUGUGCCCCAUGAUUGUUUUUCAUUUGCAAUCAUAAUCUGAGCCACUUGGAUUAACUGGUGUAAGCAUAGGAAGUGUCAAAUCAGGAAGCACAGCAGUCAGUGCUACUCCGAGACAGAGCAGAGCGCUCAAAUUGCGAUUAUCACAGAGCGGCAACACCCAUUCAUUCACGCUGAGCUUUCCUUAAAUCUGCGUCGUCUUUUCCAACAGUCCUCCUGAAGCUCGUCCGUUGAGUGCGUCAUUUUGUUGAAUAUGGAAUUUGGAGUCAUUUUAUCUCAUUCGAUUUAAAACAAUCAAAGUUAGCAAAUUCAGUGUUUUGAUUCUGCACUUCGUUCUGUUUAUGUGGGUGCGCAGCAAGUUUUGGCUUUCAACCCUUCAAACUUGCUCCAUAGGCUUUGGUUCGGAAGUAAAGCACGUGACGUUACCUGGGAUUGAGUCCACCUGCCCUCGUAUGAAAUCAAUUACCAUGUUAGGAGGACUAUUUACACCGAGGACGGAGUCAUUUAGGGCAUGCAUUUUAUUUUGAGAAAUAUGCGCUUUGGGCUUUCAUAAUUGAUCUCGGAAAUGUGGGGAAAUUGUCUGCGGAUGGACAAAAGCCACACACAGAGGAGACCAGCCCUGCUCAUGGAUGGGUAAGGUCCCUGCCAACGCAGUCAUUGUCCAGUGAUACUGCCCCAUCAGCCCUCUCAUCUCCUCCCAACCAAGGCUUGGUUCCCCCAGAGGAGAAGCAGGGAUGUACCAGGAGGUGGCCUUCCUAGCAGGCAGCACAGAGAAAGAGUUCACACCCUUUCACUUCCCCGUGGAGAACCAGCAGGAGGUGGUCACUAAGAAGGGUGUGUUUUUCAAGCGACAGCGCCUACUCCGGAGGCCUAAUGAGGGGCAGGAAGAGAACAACCGGUCCGCUGUCAUUAAUGUGGGCGGGAUCAGGUAUCGCAUCCCGUGGUUGGUUCUGGAGGAGUUCCCUCUAACGCGGCUCGGUCGGCUGAAGGGCUGCAACUCGCUGGACGAGAUCAUGGAGGUGUGCGACGACUAUGACGACAGACGCCAGGAGUACUUCUUCGAUCGCAGCCCGUCCGCGUUCCGUACCAUCGUGACGUUCCUGGCGGCGGGCCGGCUGCGCCUGCUGAGGGAUAUGUGCGCCCUGUCCUUCCAGGAGGAGCUGAUCUACUGGGGUGUGGAGGACACCCGGCUGGAGUGGUGCUGCCUCCGGAAGCUACGCAUCCGACAGGAGGAGCAUCGGGAGCAACUGAGGAUGGAGGAGGAGGAGGCAGAGCUUACCGCCACCCUGACCCCCCAGAGCUGCGAGGAGGAGCAGGGCCCCCCUGGGAUGGCGGGAAUGGAGGAGGAAGGCCGCAUGGCGGGCUGCAUGCGAAGGCUCCAUGACAUGGUGGAAAACCCUCAGUCUGGACUACCCGGGAAGAUCUUUGCAUGUCUGUCGGUGGUGUUUGUGGCCAUCACCGCGGUAACGCUCUGCGUCAGCACCAUGCCUGACCUGAGGGAGGAGGAGGAGAGGGGCCUGUGUUCUCAGAGGUGCUACAACAUCUUUGUCUUGGAGACGGUGUGCGUGGCGUGGUUCUCCCUGGAGUUCCUGCUGCGCUUCAUCCAGACGCAGAGCAAGUGCUUGUUCCUGAGGACGCCGCUGAACGUCAUCGACGUGGUGGCCAUCCUGCCCUACUACGUGACGCUGAUCGUGGACUCUCUGUCGGAGGGCGGGCAGAAGCCCAGCGGGGGGAACAACUACCUGGAGAAGGUGGGCCUGGUCCUGCGCGUGCUCCGGGCCCUGAGGAUCUUCUACGUGAUGCGCCUGGCCCGACACUCCCUGGGGCUGCAGACCUUGGGCCUGACGGUGCGCCGGUGCACCCGCGAGUUCGGCCUGCUCCUCCUCUUCCUGUGUGUCGCCAUGGCACUGUUCUCCCCGCUGGUGUUCCUGGCGGAGAGCGAGUUGGGCGCCAAGUACGACUUCACCAGCAUCCCCGGCACCUACUGGUGGGCGGUGAUCUCCAUGACGACGGUGGGGUACGGGGACAUGGUGCCUCGGAGCAUCCCGGGGCAGGUGGUGGCGCUCAGCAGCAUUCUCAGCGGGAUCCUCCUCAUGGCGUUCCCGGUCACGUCCAUCUUCCACACGUUCUCCCGGUCCUACUUGGAGCUGAAGGAGGAGCAGAACAGGACGCUGAGGCAGAAAGCGGACUCCCAGGACUCCACCAAGUCUCAGAACAGCGAAGACUCCGCCGAGACGGACAGUUACCGCGGCAUCACAGAGGCCGCCGCCAACGCCGUACGCAGGAAGUCCAUCGCCAUGGCUUUGCAGAGGAGGUCCAUGCAGACUCAAGACUGAGCGUGUGUGCGCGUGCGCUGUUUGUAGUGGUUGCAAGCAAGCAAACGUGUGUGCGUGCGCGUGUCCACUAUGGGAGAGCCGGAGGAUGGGUGGUGCUCUAUGGGAACGUUUUACUGGAGCUGAAGGACAAGGAAAGGGAAGAAGACGGCAAGCUUCAACAUUCAACCUCCACAGCUCUGGCCUUGAAUCUAUUCAGUGGAGUUUCUAUGAUUUUAUAAAAUAGCAGCAGAUGUCUUUUUACUGAAAGUGUGGGGAUAGAACAAUAUAAGUUCUCAAAGGUCAAGGACUUCCUAAAAGGACAUUUCACCCAGAAAUAUAGAAGCUUGACAACAAAGCACAGGGAGACAGGGUGAAAGCCUUUUUUUUCCCACAAAUAUUCAGUAAGAUGCUCUCCUUGCGGAGGUAAAACGACCUUGGAAUUAAAUAUUAAUUUGGUUGCGUCUAUUUAGUAGUAUUUAACUUUACCAUUGACAUUUAUCUAUGCUUUGUUUGCUUCUAUAUAGAUUGGGUAGACUCAGGACGUGCAUCUUUUCCCAAACGUAAUAAAACCCUGGCUAAUACACGACCAUCUGACUAUGUACACAAGGUUGGUGGAGGCCAGUCUGCUACGUUUCAACACUUCAUUUAAUUUCAGCUCAUGAUUUUGUCUGGAGGUUUUCUUCCAGUUGUUCUGAUUUGCUCUGGCUCGGUAUCCUCUAAACAUUUAAAUGGUUCUGUUUCCAGGCACGGGUGGACUGGACUCCUUAGUUCCUGACAGACUGGUAACAUUACAAUAAGUAUUUAAUGAAGAAUUGUAUGUUUUUAAAUGGGAACUCCAAUGGGAAUGAGAAGACUUCUCAGCAUAGACUGGACAGACAGGCUCAAAGACUUGAAUAAAAGGGCUUGAUUCAAAGGAACACAGGAUCUGUUCUGUAACGAAAUGCUACUACAAUGAGUCAAACAUUUUCUCUGUUUAAAUUUACAUUCUAAUUACCUAUGUCAUAAAGGUUGUUAAAACUUGA